Penicillium coprophilum is the source of this 1677-nucleotide messenger RNA. Its product is annotated as cytochrome P450. Gene Ontology annotation, molecular function: heme binding; monooxygenase activity; iron ion binding. The record is from RefSeq and is a predicted model, not a curated record. Lineage: Eukaryota; Fungi; Ascomycota; Eurotiomycetes; Eurotiales; Aspergillaceae. The transcript has 3 exons. The coding region runs from base 1 to 1677 and encodes 558 amino acids.
AUGUCUGCAAAGCAAUUCUACCUCCUUGGGGAGCCAGUCUCCUCCGCUAAAAAUAUCGAUGUCGACCCCAAAAGCGAUUUGAGUGCACUCAAGGACUUGAUUGCAGCUCACUUUGCAAUCGUUGAGUCAAGUGGUAUCGAUUUCCAUGCACAAGAUCUGCCGCUGAACGAGAUCACCGAAAUCAUCUCGGCCGCAACUCCCAUUGCCAUCACCAUCGAUGGAAAUGCAGUCCGCGAUCCACCAGGCCCAAAUGGUCUUCCCUAUGUCGGAAAUUUCUUUGAAGUCUACCCAGACCACCUGGGCAACCACCAACGUCUCUUCGAACAAUAUGGCCCGGUCAUCAAAACAACCAAUCUCGGUCGUGUAACAUAUCAAACAAAUGAUCCAGCUAUCUCCGCGAUCGUCUUUGCCGAAUCCGACUUUUUCACCAAAGAUAUCAAUCCUGCUCAUCCCCUUUACCCCCUGAAGCAGCCAGAGGCUGGUGUUUUCCUAGGCGACACAGAUACCCCUGAGUGGAAGGUCGCUCAUAAGUUUUUACCGCCAGCUCUCGGCCCUAAGGCUGUCCGUCACUAUGCGCCGACAAUGCAGAAAACAGUUGAGGAUGCUUUCAAGGUCUUUGAUGACUUUGAUGAGCAGGGCGAAGCUUGGAAUGUCUAUCAGUAUAUGCUGAAGCUCGGCUCACAAGCAGUCGGUAAGCUCACGCUUGGCCUCGACUUCCAACACUUCUCGAGUCGGGACGCCCCGCUGCACGAGAUGAUCCAUUUGAUUGCUGGUGUUCUUUCUCUUAAUAAGAAAGUCUCGUCCAAGGGGGAUUGGUAUGGGAAACUGCCAUUCGGAGAUCCUAAGAAGCUCAGAGACAUCAAAACCAGAGUUGAACAGAUUGUGGGACAGACAAUUAAAGAAGCUGAAAGCAGUGGCGUGGAAGAUCUACCACUGCAAGAUGCAGCGCUGAAGGCGUCCAACAUGAUCGACUAUGCCAUCCGUGCAACCGACAAUAAGGGCGAGAAGCUUCCCCAGUCAAGCUUGAUCUGGGCUCUUGUCGUCGCAACCGGAGCCGGCUUCACAACCACCAGUUCCCUUCUAUCCUGGCUCAUCUACGGUCUUGUCACCUACCCCGGUAUGCAAGAAAGACUACUCCAAGAACUCAUCGACAACGACAUCGACGAGAACACCGUUAUGACAGCUGAGGUCACCGAAAAACUCGAUUUCCUCGACAAGUACAUCAAGGAGACCCAGCGUCGUCACAACCCCAGUUUCCAACCGGGACGAACUGCUAAGGUUGACCUCGUGCUUCCGGGAGGAUACAAGCUCCCUAAGGACUCGGUCAUUCUCCCAGCCCUGCACCAUAUCCACAACAACCCCGAUCUAUGGGACAAUCCUGCUCGUUUCAACCCUGAUCGCUGGGACACCGAUGAGGUUAAGAACAGACACAAGGCUGCGUAUAUCCCAUUCGCCAUGGGCCCGCGUAUGUGCAUUGGGUUCAACUUUGCCUUGCAGGAAAUCAAGGUUUUCCUUCCCAAGCUCGUCUUCCGGUAUAAGUUCAUUCGGGAGGGCAAUGAGCCUAUCCAGUAUGAUCCCAUGUUCCAGUUGAUUCGGCCCAACAACCUCUACGUUCGCGCAGAGAAGAGAGUGAAGUGGCCUCCUAAGUCCGAGACAGCGGGAACAGAGGAUGCCUGA